CACAAGUGACUGACAUGAUGGAAGAUACAGUGCCGAUAAUAGAUUUCUCUGUCUAUGGUUUGCAAAUAACAAACAAGGAAUCAGUGGCGGAUUCGGAUUUAGAAACACUUGCAGCCAACGUCUACCACGCAUUGAGCACAGUCGGGUUUCUAUACAUUAAAAAUCACGGAUUGCCACAAGAGAAGAUUGACGAGUUCUUUAGGAUUAACAAAACUUUCUUUACCCAACCGACAUCAGUAAAGACAACAUGUGCAUCUCGGACCGGUGGAUUCCAUGGAUACCAAGCUUUUGCAAUGGAACGAUUGGAUGUGUCAAAGCCGGGAGACCUCAAGGAAUCUUUUAACUACAAGUCAUAUGAAGGAUCUUUUGACAUUAACGCAUUCAUGACAACUUUGUGUAACCAUUUUAUGGAGUAA
Messenger RNA from Haliotis rufescens (red abalone), 416 nucleotides. RefSeq names its product 2-oxoglutarate-Fe(II) type oxidoreductase ppzC-like. Bases 15 to 416 code for a protein of 133 amino acids. The record is from RefSeq and is a predicted model, not a curated record. Lineage: Eukaryota; Metazoa; Mollusca; Gastropoda; Lepetellida; Haliotidae. The transcript is spliced from 4 exons.